CAGCAGCAGAGCGAAAGCCUUCGCUGGUCGAGCGUCUUGGUGGCCGUGCGCAGCUCCACUUCAGCCAGCAGCAGCUCGCCCCUCGCAGGACCCAGGACACCUCCUCUUCAAGCACGCCUGGCUACGAGGCUGUGGGCGCGCCAAGCAUGAUCGAUGAAGACUCCAUCUCCGUAGUCAUCACGGCCUCCAAGGAGGUCGAGGGCGGCGAGGCGCUGGACACGGACGAGGGCGGCGCCGUGGGCCACGGCAAGGGCCACAAGUACACCAUGUACACGGUCUUCGUGCGGAACGUGACGACGGGCGGCAAAUGCGUGGUGCGAAGGCGAUACUCGGACUUCUACAAGCUGCGCAAAGAGCUCAUGGAGCUCGUGUCCUGGGGCCACUGCAGCUACUGCGAGCAGUACCUCCAGCAGAUCGCCGAGUACCCGUUUCCGCGCCGAAGGCUGCUGCGUUCGAGCCGAGCGGCGGUGGUGAAGGAGCGCAUGGACAGCUUGGGGCUGUUCCUCAGACACAUGCUGCUGUGCAUCAUGGCGCGCAGCUUCGAGGACUGCUCGCAGGCGUGCGAGAACAUCGAGAACUGCAUUCUGAAGUCGUUUCUGCAGAUGGAACAGACCGAGACGCUGUUCCCGACGAUGGCGUCCAAGCAGCGCCCCAUCGAGAUCUUGCAGGCCAUGGAGGAGAAGCGACAGCAGCAGAUCAAGGCUGCGGGCCUGCGAAGCAAGAGCCUGGCAUACACGACGCUGUCGGACCAGGGCGACAACGCGCAGCCCAAGCAGUCCCGCACUCAGCGCCAGGUCGGCACGGAUACAUGCCAUCUCUGUCUGCAGAAGUGGACGCACUGCUACUGCAACAGCGACCAGGACAGCGUGCUUCCUCCUGUACACGUCGCUGCAGCAAAUGACGGCUUCGAGAGCCCCGCGAACGACCGGCCCAGCGCUUCGAUGGCCGACAGCGAUGCCAGUCGCUGCAGUCGGUGUGAGAACGACUGGAACCACUGCUACUGCUGCCAGCAAGUCUCUCCAACCGCAUCGUCGUGGCGCGAGGUGCAUGUGGGGCUCUUCAGCAGCGACCCGUACGCGCAGCAGCGCGUGGUCUCCCGCGUGGCGUCCUGGCGCAGUCGCGUGCAGCUCCCCGUUGCCAUCAACGCCACUGCUCAGCUGGUGGAGCUCCAGCUCCACGAGUCCAUGGCGCAGCAUCACCACCACGCCGUAGGCGUCAGCUCUCGCUCGCACAUGGAGCUGUCGCUGCUGUACGCGAGCACCGUCGUGCGCUGCGUGAACGGCCUGGUGGACGGCUCGCAGAAGGGCGCGUACGCCUCAGCCGUCAGCACGCUGGCGCAGCGCAUCGGCAUCCCGCUCUGGAUCGUGGACCUGCGCCACGAGUCCACGCACAACCAACUGCCGUCGCUGCCGGUGCUGCGCUUCGCUGCCAAGCAUCUAUUGGCGUGGCUGCGUGCCAACUACUGGGGAGCUCAGGAGGACUCUAUUCGAGGACAAGUGCAUCAUGUGGCGCAGUGGCUGUUCGAACAACUGCCGCAUUUGAACAAACAACCAGGCGAUGGCGAGAUGCAGGUGGACUCUGAAGGCGUAGAGAGAAUUCCGAAGCCCAUUUUGGAUGCGGACAACCUUCGUAAUGUGGUGGUUCCGUUGUUGGCGGUCGGAGAGCAGUACGGGGAGCGUGUGGCGCCCACUGGAUUGCUGAUCCUUGAAGCGCCGUCGCUGCCGGAAAACCAAGAUGCCAAGGACGCAGCGGAGAUCUUUCAGAAGGAGGCGUUCGUGACGUUGCUGUUGCAGCUUCAACCAUCGUGGAGGACCUUUAGUGCGUCGCUGCUAGCGAGAUUGUGCCGAAAGGUGUUCGACGCUAUCUGCCCACCGAAGUCUCGUCGUGAAAGUUUUGAAGGCGAGGAAGUACCAGCGCAGGACGAGUCGGAAAAGGCUUUCCAACAGAAUGACGUGGAGUUGACGCUGCAGUGGAUUAAGUUCAUGGUGAGCAGCGAGUAUCGGGAGAGGGUAAAGCUUCAGAUUGGCCCGAUUGAAGAUCUAUGCCAGUGCGGUGCCGAAAUGCUCGCACUUGCUGAGAAGCUGAAAGCUGACAAUGCAGCCCUUGAGCAGCUUGAACUGCUGGAGCGCUUGCUGACGGUAUUGAAAUCCAGCAAAGGCAUCCGAAACCACCCAACGCUCGGUGUCGAGGCGGGGAUUGCUUCUAGCUUAGCGUCCGAGCCAGCUUCGGGCUGGACGCAGCUCCCUGCGUGGGUCGAAAGUCCACUUGGCCUUCGUCAUUGCUACUCAAGUUAUCACAGCGCCAACCAGUCCCAGGUUUGCGAGUACUCACUUGACGACGACAGUCUCAUGUUGGACAGCACGACGUUUGUUGAGCCCGAUGAAGAUGGAGAGGAUAACAAUGCUGACGAUGCGGAGAAGGCUAUGGACGCGCUCAUGGAGGACUUGGAUGCUGCGUACGAUACAGCACUCCAGCAGACGCUUGAUUUGCAGGCCACCAUUGCCCGUGACGGCCUCCGACAAGGUAGUAGCACGACGGUGCUGCCCAAGCAAGAACUCCAACGCAUUCAGGAGGAGAUUGAGAUCUGGUAG
This is a messenger RNA of Phytophthora sojae, 2591 nucleotides long. RefSeq lists its product as hypothetical. The record is from RefSeq and is a predicted model, not a curated record. Gene Ontology annotation, cellular component: preribosome, large subunit precursor; Las1 complex. Gene Ontology annotation, biological process: maturation of LSU-rRNA; maturation of 5.8S rRNA. NCBI's taxonomy places the organism in Eukaryota, Oomycota, Peronosporomycetes, Peronosporales, Peronosporaceae. The coding region runs from base 147 to 2591 and encodes 814 amino acids. The transcript has 2 exons. Gene Ontology annotation, molecular function: phosphatidylinositol binding; endonuclease activity.